Messenger RNA from Symbiodinium sp. CCMP2456, 366 nucleotides. Lineage: Eukaryota; Dinophyceae; Suessiales; Symbiodiniaceae. The record is from the annotation of a GenBank genome assembly.
AUGGUCCGCAAAGCGAUAAGCGGCACAACACGCUUUCGCGGGACGUGUCCACCAAAAAGCUGCAUCGGGAGUUGUUGGGAGUGUGUCUUAGCAGGAUCACUGUCGCAGCGACGUCGUGAGAGGAAGGAAAUGCUGUCCGCUUUUUGCAACUGCCACGGGCAAGUGACGCUCGCAGGUGUCAGCCACUGCGUUCAAAAUUUCCCGCAUUCGAGGAACACAGCGAACAUCAUGAGAGAGGCCUGCAGCGUUGCUACUCUUUCCGGCUCGAAAGAUGGCUUAUAUUUCGGGCAAGCGCACCAGUGUUCAACGCUGGACAAUGAGCGCUCUCAAGCUGGAGGUCCUUUCCUGGCAAUCGCCGCGCUCUGA